Brassica rapa (field mustard) is the source of this 3846-nucleotide messenger RNA. RefSeq names its product scarecrow-like transcription factor PAT1. NCBI's taxonomy places the organism in Eukaryota, Viridiplantae, Streptophyta, Magnoliopsida, Brassicales, Brassicaceae. The record is from RefSeq and is a predicted model, not a curated record.
UUUGAAGAAAAAAAUGUCUAUUAGUGAUUGUUCAAAUGUAUGGUAAGCUUGUUCACAUAUGCUCGGGUGGCAGGAACCAUCAUUCCUAUUUGUACUCAAAAGAGAGAAACCAAAAGUUUGCACUCUCUCUCUUGGGUUUUGAACUAGGGGAACACCUUUCAGUUUAAUCUACAUAAAAUGGCUCACUCAUCGAAUCAUACUUUUUAUCCUUUAUCUAGUAGAUUAAAUAUUUGAAUAUUUUGUUGGUAAAAAAAGUUGAUUAUUUACACUUUUACGGCAGCAUAGAUGAUAAAAUUGGUGCAUAUAUUUUAGUUAUUUAUAAUCUGAGAACUAAAUGUAUUAUUUCUAUUAAAUGGGCACUAGGAAGACCAUUUUUCUAAAAAUCAGUUUUAGACAUUUAAAAAUCGGUAUAGGCACCUAUUUAAACUAUAAUCCUUUAUAAAACCCAUAAUUAUUACCUAGUGAUUUCUUAAUCAUCGAGGAAGACUGCAGAAUUUCUGCAUUUCAUCACCAAAAAAAGUUCUGGUUGGAGAUGGUGUGAAAGUAGUUGAAGACACGGUUGAUAGAAUUAAGCCACGAAAAGAACAAGGAAUGCAAAAAAGAGUUAGCAUUAGAUUUUAUUUUAGUUCACAAGUCAUGUAAAUACAGAUUCACAUCACAUAAAUUGUCCAUGUAUCCUUCUUUGUAUGAAGAUACAAAAGGACAGAUUUGAUGUAUAUAAGUUUAGAAAACAUUCCAUAUCAUUUUUUUUUUUUUUGUAAAAAGUGAUACCUACAUGUUAGAAUGGGAGGGUUGUUAAAAAGAAAAGAUUAAAGAACAGCAAGGGGGUUUCGUUGUGGGGUCAACAUUCACUUCACUUAACAAAAAGAGAGUAAAGGUAAAAAAGAAAGCUAAUCUUCUAUAAUUUCUUACUGCUUGGGAUUCUGAUUCAAUUAUAUCUUGUUGCUUUGCGAAAGUGAAUCUACCCCUAUAUGACAUUCUGACUUGCUAUUCAAAAACAAAGAAAAAGAAAAAGAUUGGAGUAAUUUAGCAUUUAGUUGCAAAGUCUUCAACUUGUAUUUCGGUUUAAUAUGUUAGUUUAUUCAUAACCUACAAUUUAACAUAACCUACAAUCUAAAAAAAAAACAUAACCUACAAUUUAUUUAUGAAAAUGUCAUCACGUUAGUUAGCAAAAAAUGUCAUCACGUCAUUUGUUGAUUCUAUAAAAGACUAUCUAUCAAAUAUUUUCAUUUAGUUUAUAAAAAUUCUCAGAAGUAAAUAAUGCUUUAAGUUAAAUAUACAAUGAUGGCUGUUCAUAUUUGACCACUUUACACUACUAGUAUUUUUUUUUUUGUAUUUUUCCUUAUGAUCCAACAUGCUUCCGAACAUGGAUAUAUCAGUUCUAACUGAACGCUUCGGUUGGAUCAUCAAAAUGGUAUCCUAAAAUUUGAACAAAACUAAUUAGAAAACUUUAAACUUAUUACAAACGUUUGGAAGUGAUCAAAUCAACAUAGCUGUGUUUUCAACAGUCGUGUGUGGCAUGGAAUCACAUAAUUUGAAUUCUAACAUUAUUGUAGUCUUUCUCUACGCGGUCAACAUGCUAUGACUUUGAUUUUCUUUGGACUAUGGUAUUCUCCUCUUGUUUUGUUUUUUCCUCUUUUCUAUAUUCUUGAAUUAAAAAUAAUUAUGUUUUUCAUACAUUUUCCUUAUAAUAUAGAUUCGAAUACUGAAAGUUGAAAAAACGGAUUGAGACAAAUAUUGGACUGGGGACAUGUAUCUUAAAUAUAAUUGAUGUGGUGGUGGUCGAGACAUGUUUGAGUGGUUUAAUCGUUAAUAACACGCCUGAUUGAGAUUCUUUUCUCUCUCUGGUAAGAAGAGUGACUUCUGUUUUAAAGUCACAUGUGCCUCGUCUCCGACAGUUUUAUCUCUCUUCUUGCUCCUUGGCUCUGGUUCACAUGGUACUUCAAUAAGAUUCACUAACUUUAAGGUGUUUCAUCUCAGAAGAGUCAGGUGGGUACUUCUAAGAUUAUUUUCUUUUUCUUCACACGAGCAAUUCUGUUUGAUCUUGAACUCCUCCGGUCACACAUAAGAUUAUAAACCCUCUCUCUCUCUCUCUGUCUUGAUACUGUCUGCUCAAGUAAUCUAGCCACCGACCAAAAAGUAUUGCAGAUUAUUACAAGGUGUUAAUCACACAAAGUGACAAGAAAUGUACAAGCAUACAAGACAAGAGAUUGAAGCUUACUCCUUACCUCCUUUUGAGGCCAACUCUGUUGGUAAGCUUAGGUACAUACCGGUUAACAACUCUCGUAAACGUUAUUGCAUGCUCGAGCCAUCAUCAUCAUUACCUGACUCUACGGUUUUGGUAUCAAACAACAACAACAACUCGACACAUGAGGAUACGUCCGCCUCUUGUGUGACCGACGAUUUUAAUGACAAGAUAAAGGAACUUGAAACAGCGAUGAUGGGACCAGACUCUUUAGACUUAGCCCUUUAUUACAAUGACUCAUUUGUAUCAACGCCAUGUCAAGUGACUAAUAGCUGGAGAUCAACUCUAGAGGCGGUCUCUAGACGUGACCUAAGAGCUGAUCUUGUUUCAUGUGCAAAAGCCAUGUCUGAAAACGAUCUUAUGAUGGCAAAUUCGAUGAUGGAGAAGCUGCGUCUGAUGGUUUCUGUUUCUGGCGAGCCUAUCCAACGGUUAGGAGCUUACUUACUAGAAGGCCUAGUGGCUCAGCUAGCUUCAUCAGGCAGUUCCAUAUACAAAUCACUUAAUAGGUGCCCUGAACCCGCAAGCAACGAGCUUCUCUCCUACAUGCACAUCCUCUACGAGGUUUGUCCUUACUUCAAGUUCGGAUACAUGUCAGCGAAUGGUGCUAUCGCUGAAGCCAUGAAGAAUGAAAACAGAGUUCAUAUUAUCGAUUUUCAGAUCGGUCAAGGGAGUCAAUGGGUUACUCUUAUCCAGGCUUUUGCGGAGAGGCCCGGUGGGCCUCCUUGGAUACGUAUAACGGGUAUUGACGAUAUGACUUCAGCGUAUGCUCGUGGAGGUGGGUUGAGUAUUGUGGGAAAUAGACUUGCAAAGCUUGCUAAGAAGUUCAACGUUCCAUUUGAGUUCAACUCGGUGUCGGUGUCAGUGGCUGAAGUUAAACAUAACAACCUUGGAGUCCGAACAGGGGAAGCUCUAGCCGUUAACUUUGCCUUUGUGCUUCAUCAUAUGCCUGACGAGAGCGUUAGCACCGAGAAUCACCGGGACCGGUUACUGAGAAUGGUUAAGGGCUUAUCUCCCAAAGUGGUGACUCUAGUGGAGCAAGAAUCAAACACAAACACGGCUGCUUUCUUCCCAAGGUUCAUGGAGACAAUGGAUUACUAUGACGCUAUGUUCGAGUCGAUUGAUGUAACACUUCCAAGGAAUCACAAACAAAGGAUUAAUGUGGAGCAGCAUUGUCUUGCAAGAGAUGUUGUGAACAUCAUUGCAUGCGAAGGAGCUGAUCGGGUGGAGCGGCACGAGCUCCUAGGGAAAUGGAGGUCACGGUUUGGGAUGGCUGGUUUCACUUCUUACCCGUUGAGUCUCCUGGUGAAUUCCACUAUUAAAAGGCUGCUCAGCAACUAUUCGGACAAGUAUAGGCUUGAAGAAAGAGAUGGAGCCUUGUAUCUUGGUUGGAUGAAACGAGAUUUGGUUGCCUCAUGUGCAUGGAAAUGAUACGAACACAUAUACAUAUAUUGUACUUUCAGUUAAAGUGGUUUCUACAUGUAGGCAAAUUUAGUCACUCAUUUGAAUCUUCAAAAUAAUAGAGUCUAGUAUUAGAGACCAGUGGAGAUGAACAACAAUGAGGACCGGCUCUAAAAUUUAUUAGACUUGUGAAAGAAUUAUCA